AUGGCCGUCGAUAAGAAGCGCAAGAACACGAAAGCCCCCGCCAGCGGGCCAAAGCGUCGCAAGACGCAGCAACAAUCCAAGCAGACUAAGCGACCCGUUUCGGUCGAUGCGCUGGCAUGGAAGACAGUCGACAUUCCCGAAAUGUUCGAUGAUGCCGAGGGUUUCUUUGGUCUGGAGGAAAUUACCGGUGUCGAUGUCGUAAAAGAGGGAGACGUUGUCAAGUUUAUGGCUGCUGUUCCCAAGUCAAAGGCGGAGGUAGAAGAUGAUGGCGAAGAGUUCGACGGUUUCGAUGAUGAAGAGACACCUAAACCUGCUAAGAAUGCGGACCAGGAAGUCGAGGCAUCAAAUUCCAAGGCUGAGGCAGUGAAAACUCCAGCCAAGGAAAAGAAGGCCCCCAAGGACCAGACGAAGCCAAAGGAACAGCCGAAGGAGCAGCAAAAGCAGCAAAAGCCAAAGAAAGAACAGCCAAAUAAGGCAGCGAACAAGAAGGCCUCCGAAGACAAGAAGAAGGCCCGCAAGAACGAGAAACCGACUGUCGAAGCGAAGGACCCCGAACUAGAAACCGACCUCUUCACCAAACUGGAGGAGCUUCCCGAGCCCGAGGAGGAGGAAGUCGAUAUGUCCGAAUGGGUACCACUCGAUUUGUCACCUCGGAUGAUCUCGUCGAUCGCGAAACUGAAAUUCACCAAGCCUACCCUUAUUCAAGCCCAGGCCAUUCCCCAGAUCAUGGCUGGUCACGACGUUAUUGGAAAGGCAUCCACUGGUUCGGGAAAGACGUUGGCCUUCGGAAUUCCCCUCGUUGAAGCCUGGCUGAGCGCUGAGGAGACGAGAAAGCAGAACAAGGGGGAGAAGAAUGGCGCCACAGCACUCAUUUUGUCACCCACCAGAGAACUUGCGCAACAGAUCAGAGACCAUCUUCAAGCGCUCUGCAAGGGUCUUCCUACGGCGCCUUACAUUUGCUCGGUUCUUGGUGGUAUGGCUGUACAGAAGCAAAAGCGCCAGCUUGCGGUCGCCGAUAUCGUCAUUGCUACUCCGGGCAGAAUGUGGGAGGUUAUGAGCUCGGACAACUCUGUGCUCGCUGCUCUAAGAAACAUCUCCUUCCUCGUAUUGGAUGAAGCCGACAGACUCCUGAAGGACGGUUCCUUCAAAGAGGCUGAGGAAAUUUUCAAGGCCCUUGACAGGCAAGCGGUGGAGGAGAACAACGAGGACCAGAAGAUGGGCAAUACUGAUGAGGAGGGACAGGAACAGGAGGAAGAGCAAAGCGAGGAGGAGGAGGAGGAGGAGGAGGAGGAAGAAGAGCCUGUCAACAAGAGACAGACUCUCGUGUUUUCCGCCACAUUCAACAAGAACUUGCAGCAAAAGUUGGCCGGAAAAUCCAGGUUCAAGGCGACCAGCACCCAGGACAUGGAGUACCUCCUUCAGAAGCUCAACUUCCGUGAGACCCCCAAGUUUGUCGACGCCAACCCCGUUCACCAGAUGGCCGAGAACCUUAAGGAGGGUCUCAUCAUGUGCGGAGACAUGGAGAAGGAUCUCUACCUCUACGCCACUCUUAUGCUCCAGCCCACACGGCGCGCGCUCGUGUUCACCAACUCGGUCAACUCGGUCCGUCGCCUGACUCCCCUCCUCGAGAACCUCAACCUCCCAGCCUUCCCUCUCCACUCCGGCAUGAUCCAGCAAGCCCGUCUCCGCUCCAUCGACCGCUUCAAGGCCAACGAGGGCGCCAAGAAGAAGAACGGUUCUGCGGCUAUCUUGGUCGCCACCGACGUCGCUGCCCGUGGUCUCGAUAUCCCCGAAGUCGACCUCGUCAUCCACUACCACGUCCCCCGCGCCGCCGAGGACUACGUGCACCGCUCCGGUCGUACCGCGCGUGCUUCCAAUUCGGGCACGAGCAUCCUGCUCUGCGGCCCCAAGGAAGCCGUGCCGACACAGCGCCUCGUUGCCAAGGUGCACGCUCAAGCCGAGGUCAAGGCCGGCAACUCGGGCAACAACACCAAGAAGCUCGUGUCGAACGGUCUGCGCACCAUCGACAUUGACCGACGCAUCGUCGCCAAGCUACGCGAGCGUGUCGACUUGGCCAAGAAGAUUGCGGAUGCGGUGCAGGCCAAGACCAUGGGUGGAAAGGAGGACGACUGGAUGAAGAAGGCGGCGGAGGAUUUGGGUGUUGAGUAUGACUCGGAAGAGCUUGAGAAGGCGGGCAAGUGGUCCGGCAAGGGCAGCUUCAAGAAGCAGAAGCAGAAGGAGGCACAGCAGAUGAGCAAGGGAGAGCUGGCGUCGAUGAGGGCUGCGUUGAGGGAUCUCCUGAGCAAGAGGAUCAACACGGGCGUCAGCGAGAGGUACCUCACUGGAUUGGAUGUCAGUGACUUGCUCAAGGGUGAGCAGGGGCUAUUCUUGGGCAAGGUGGACGGCUUGGGUCUGGAUGAUUAG
Molecule: messenger RNA, 2424 nt
Organism: Sordaria macrospora k-hell
Lineage: Eukaryota; Fungi; Ascomycota; Sordariomycetes; Sordariales; Sordariaceae
Cellular component (GO): nucleolus
Molecular function (GO): RNA helicase activity; nucleic acid binding; ATP binding
Source: RefSeq, a predicted model, not a curated record